This is a messenger RNA of Penicillium taxi, 357 nucleotides long. RefSeq lists its product as uncharacterized. Bases 1 to 357 code for a protein of 118 amino acids. The record is from RefSeq and is a predicted model, not a curated record. The transcript has a single exon. Lineage: Eukaryota; Fungi; Ascomycota; Eurotiomycetes; Eurotiales; Aspergillaceae.
AUGUGGAGUCUGCACGUGGAAUCCCAGCGCGUUUCGAAAGCGAAGGAAAUUCCCUCUAUCUCUCUCUGCAAAGACCCAGCUUCCUCAAAGUACUUAUCGAGUAAAGCCAUCACAGUAAGCGGAGAUACCCGCUCUUACACCGAGCGUAUCAGACCAGGAAUGGUGGGUUGUUGGACUCCACCUGUGGACCUCCCUUUCCGCUCUGAUAAAAACCUGGCUCUCAUACUGAGUCCAAUAUUGCAUGAUAUGCGGGGCAAUCCUGACCAGACGCUCCAGGGGCAACAUACAGUGCGGGGAGAGGACAGCUUCCACUCGGAGCUAUAUCUGCGCUCUGUUUCUACCAUGCGAACUGGCUAG